AUGUCCGCGCGUUCUACGGAACAGACAGCCGUCAAAGAUUGUCCGACGUGCCAAAGACGACGUAUCAAGUGUGAUCGCGGUCUUCCCGGGUGCCGGAAAUGCGGCAAGCGGAAUCUCGAAUGCCCAGGUUAUGGACUUAAGCUCAAAUGGGUCCAGGGAGUUGCCAGCCGCGGGAAUCUGCGGGGCAAGGCAAUCCCGUCCCCAAGUGCACCUGUAGCAACUUCAAAUCCGCCACCUUCUACGGGAAACUCAACUGAGACCUGUAUAACCAAUGCAGACGCAGAUGCGCUGAAUUGGUGCAGCCAUUUCACUCCCGCGCGUUUCGGGCCGUUGGGGCCUCAUUCGUCUCCCAUUGCAGAGCUUGGUUUGUCCAAUGCGCGACCGCUGCAUGUCUCAAGGUUACUAUCCUGGUUCAAUGAGCGAGUUGCGCAUCGCCUAGCGUGGGUUCCGCAGCAGAAUGCAUGGCGCCACAUGAUCCUGCCAAUGGCUGAGAGCUCCGAAACCGUCAUGUCUUCUAUUCUCGCGAUUGCCGCUCAUGAUCUUGCAACCGAGUACGCUCCGACUGACCUAGGUCAUGGAACAUUUCAGCAGAUGUCGAAAAACUAUCAAAACAAGUCCCUAGCUCUGCUGGCGAAAGAAUUAAAUGGUCUUUCUACAACCCCUGCAUCCCCAUUGGAAGCAAGCACAACAUCCGCCUACACCCUUGCCUCAGUCAUCAUCCUCUGCAACAACGAGUUCAUGAAGCCGCAAGGCGCCGGAUGGCGGGUCCAUCUGUCUGCCGCGAGAGAGAUCAUCCUGGCGGCAAAAGGCCGCCCAUAUCGUCCCCACCAACUGGCAUGUAUCGAAGAGUUUCUCAUGCUGGAAUUCUACGAAGCCUCGGUAUGGGCCGAUCUGACAACAUUCAACAACUACAAUGGCACAGCCAGGGCUCCGCCCACCGGCGCCGAAAACGCAGUCUUCACUGACUACAUCCGGGUCAUCGAUCAAAUCACCCGGCUGGAGCGUCUCAAAUUCCGCUCCGAGCUGGUGGAACAGUCCCCAUCAUCGCACGGCCCAAUGCAAGAUAUCCACUCGCAGAUUGAUGCCGCGAGGGAUAACAUGAUGCGACUAAGCGAAACCAUCCAUUUCGGAUCUGAGGAGGACCAGCGAGGAUUCGAGCUGGUUAUCUGGAUGUAUUACCACGCAACUCUCAUAUACAGCUAUCAAGCUCUCGCAGAUUCCGAUACCGCUACCAGUACGUACGAUGUGGGAAUUUCUCGCGACGAGAUCCUGCGUUAUGUGCAGUUCCUUUCUGAAACUCGGGAUGGCAUGUUCGCCCAGGACCUGGUCUGGCCGCUCUUCACGGCAGGAACUCUACUCCGAGGACACCCGGUUGGACAACAAGUUAUCCGGGAAUGUUUUGGUAAUGUUAUGCGCAUAAGUCGCAUCCUGGAUCGCGCGCGUGUCCUCCAGUUCUUGGAGACUUGGUGGAGUGAAUCUGGGACAUAUACGUCUUGGAUUGAUAUGGCGCGACAGCGAUCCCGGGAUUCACAGUGUGAUUUCCUUAUUGUAUAA
Messenger RNA from Penicillium soppii, 1554 nucleotides. RefSeq names its product Zn(II)2Cys6 transcription factor. The record is from RefSeq and is a predicted model, not a curated record. The coding region runs from base 1 to 1554 and encodes 517 amino acids. Gene Ontology annotation, biological process: positive regulation of transcription by RNA polymerase II. The transcript has 2 exons. Gene Ontology annotation, molecular function: zinc ion binding; transcription cis-regulatory region binding; DNA-binding transcription factor activity, RNA polymerase II-specific. Gene Ontology annotation, cellular component: nucleus. NCBI's taxonomy places the organism in Eukaryota, Fungi, Ascomycota, Eurotiomycetes, Eurotiales, Aspergillaceae.